AUGAAGUUGGCAGCAUUUCUCGUGGGACUAUUCCUGCUAGAAUCAACUCCCGGAUCACACGGCUAUUGCUACAGCAGUUUACACUGUGAAGAUCUCGAUGCUCAAACUCACGGACCUGAAAUAGCGCACGAUCUCUGCAAGUGCCGUUGCAAGGACCUUGCCACGGUAGUCAUUGAAGAUCUGUUCAAAAGCAGCGCCAACUGUGUGCAAAUAAAGGCCGAAGGGGACGCCAAAAACCCCGGCGGAUAUGUCUUCACGAUGGACAACUUUGACCAGAAUAAGCACGCGGUGUACCAUGACUACUGGUUCAAGAAGAAUAAAAACAAACAACGAGCCCUCAGCGGCAGCUUCUGGCAGAUCUACUAUCCCUGGGUGAACGCAUCGGCCACCGCGGACAACGUUCCGUACGUGGUCCAGAACAUCCUUACGACGCAGUUCCUGACGGCAACGGUUAACACCUACCAGAGCAAUUGGAAACAGGUACAAACAGUAAAGAGGUUGACCCAAAAGGGCAUGUGGAUGUUCAACUCGAGGAAAAGAAAUGGUAAAACACAGUGGACUCUGCAGAACCAGAAAACCAACGAAUUUCUCAUCCAGCAUGCCACGGCAGUUGGAGAUCACUGGUGGCAAGGUAUGAUUCUUGUGCACGACAAAAAGAAAUGGGACAAGUUCCCGGAAGGAAAUUGGUUUUUCAUUCAUCCCUGUUACUAGA
Molecule: messenger RNA, 712 nt
Organism: Culex quinquefasciatus (southern house mosquito)
Lineage: Eukaryota; Metazoa; Arthropoda; Insecta; Diptera; Culicidae
Exons: 1
Coding region: 1-711 (236 amino acids)
Source: RefSeq, a predicted model, not a curated record